Molecule: messenger RNA, 1047 nt
Organism: Exophiala dermatitidis NIH/UT8656
Lineage: Eukaryota; Fungi; Ascomycota; Eurotiomycetes; Chaetothyriales; Herpotrichiellaceae
Exons: 1
Coding region: 1-1047 (348 amino acids)
Source: RefSeq, a predicted model, not a curated record
AUGUCGAAUACAAAGACCCUCAUCUUAACAUCGACCUACCCCACCGACAUCUCACCGCCCAAAUCCGGCCAUCACCACCGGGUCCGGCAUCGAAUGAUUUGCAUUCUGCAUGUUGGGGGCCUGUUGACUAGCCUGGUCGCCAUUUCACUUUUCGCUGCCGCCAUUCCCAAAUGGAACGCCAACUUCUUCCACAACACGGGCCCUAACACCGGCGACUGGACGGAUGGCAUGCCUCUGGCACCGUUGGCCCUCGCCCUUUUGUAUCAUGCUGCCACACUCGUCCACUCCCGAAUAGCAAGACUACGGAGUUCCUCGCGGCGUACGAAUGACAACCCUAGGCAGCAGCGGCCGUCGCCAUCUCUAUCUCGCCGCUCUAUCAUAUUGCACAUCACCCUGCCGACCCUGGUGCUGGCCAGCUUACUGCCGUCUUUACUGCUAGCAGGCUACGGGUCCUUGUUUCGUGUAUGGCGGCCCGCCGUGCGCACUCAGUCGGGCAUCUUGGUCUGCAACAUGCUCAACGUGUUUGCCCCGGAAUGCGAACCUGUACUGUACUCCAUUGGCAACCUGCAGAUCGGCGGAAUCGUCAUGGGAGUGUUGGUCUGGACCGUCCACUUUGCCUUGUUGCUCGACGCGGCAAGGAAUAUGCGUCGGUUCAGACUUGUCAGGCAGCUCCAGCGGGAGAAACUGGCGCAUUAUGGUGACGCUGACCAUGGCCGUGAGAGGAGCCACAGACACAGACGCAAACAUUCCAAGCGUGGCAGUAACGGUAGCGGCAGUCAGGAUGGGACAAGUCCCGCUUCACGCCCAGACCAUCAUCGACAAGAUAUUCCCAGGUCAUCAGGACAGAACUCUACAGAUCCAAGGCUGGGCUCGGGGCCGUCGAGACCAGGCUUCCCGAGCGGAGGCACCGCAGGAGUGGUACCGGAAGCCGGUCGAGGAGUACCACGCGGCUGGACCGAUACGGAGGGACUCGCGCACCCUGGUGUGCCUGUUUAUUUUGUUCGGCCGCCCGAGCAGAGCCAUGUUAGGUACACUUCUGCCAAAUAG